Molecule: messenger RNA, 180 nt
Organism: Xylaria bambusicola
Lineage: Eukaryota; Fungi; Ascomycota; Sordariomycetes; Xylariales; Xylariaceae
Exons: 2
Coding region: 1-180 (59 amino acids)
Biological process (GO): protein secretion
Source: RefSeq, a predicted model, not a curated record
AUGGCCCCUCCAACUUAUAUCAUCUCACGGGUCGCUGAUCCUAUUUUUGCUGUAGUUAUUGGGUUAGGAGCUGCUACACUCCGAAUCAACCGCGAGGAAAAGGAGAAGGGUAAGACAACGGAACAGACUAUAGAGUCCGCCAAAAGGCGUCUUGGUCUAUCUACUAAGCAGUCCAAUUAA